Messenger RNA from Aspergillus tanneri, 831 nucleotides. RefSeq lists its product as uncharacterized. NCBI's taxonomy places the organism in Eukaryota, Fungi, Ascomycota, Eurotiomycetes, Eurotiales, Aspergillaceae. The transcript has a single exon. The coding region runs from base 1 to 831 and encodes 276 amino acids. The record is from RefSeq and is a predicted model, not a curated record.
AUGCCUUUUGGUAAACAGUUCAUCCGUCUUGAAACUGGCCCUGUUUCCUUCUUCAGUAGCCCGCAUACAAACCCUGAUGAAGGCAUAACUCUGGCCCUUAAAACAAUGGGCUGGACCUGCCAGGUUCAUCGCGGCGGUGAUGUCAGCGCGGCUCUUUCCUCGCUGCGUACAGCUGUCUCCCAGGGCCCUGUACUGGCUGGCCCUUUAAAUAUGGGAUACCUCACGUAUAAUCCCGAGUACAAGAACCUAGGCGGAGCCGAUCACUUCGUUAUAGUAUUGAAGGUAGACGACAACGACGACGACGACGCUAGGAUACUUCUGCAUGACCCGGCUGGUUACCCAGCCGUACUUCUGCCUCUGGCAGAAUUCCUUAAGGCAUGGCGUGGAGAAGGUGUCGAAUACGCUGACCAACCUUUUGUCUUUCGCUCCGGCUUCCAACGAGUUGAUCAUGUUUCCCGGACAGAUAUGAUUACCCGGACCCUUGGGGUCGUUCAAGAGCAGUUUUCGAGUGAGGUCGAACAUCCAGAUAACUUUGGUGGUGUUACGGCGCUGCAGCUAACUGCUGAAGCUGUGGCAGCCGCGGUGCCCAGUGUUGUAAAUGACCUGGCUGCAUUCACCCUCCCCCUUGCGGCGAGGCGCUACCUGGAUGCGAGGGACUUUUUGACUGAGGCUGGUUUGUGUCAGGCUGCUGAGAUCAUGGAGCAGCAGGCUUUGUUAGCUGGUAAGGCACAGUAUCUGGCUGUGCAUAAGAAUUGGAAGGAUAUUAUUGCAAUUCUUGAAGAGUUAGCAAAACUGGAAGACAGGCUAAUUACCAUAGUCAGGGCUUUAUAG